Messenger RNA from Salmo salar (Atlantic salmon), 3799 nucleotides. RefSeq names its product forkhead box protein O6. Gene Ontology annotation, cellular component: nucleus. Gene Ontology annotation, molecular function: DNA-binding transcription factor activity, RNA polymerase II-specific; RNA polymerase II cis-regulatory region sequence-specific DNA binding. The record is from RefSeq and is a predicted model, not a curated record. Lineage: Eukaryota; Metazoa; Chordata; Actinopteri; Salmoniformes; Salmonidae. Gene Ontology annotation, biological process: regulation of transcription by RNA polymerase II.
GGGAGUCUGACAUUUUCAACAGUCAUGUCUGCAGUGUAGAAAGAACCAGGCUGCUGUAACGCAUCGAAGCUUGGCAAAAGCGAUUUUAGAAAAUGAUGUGCUACGCCUACAUUUUUUUCCGGUGAUGGAGGGAACAGAGCAGAGAUAAUUGAACAGCAUGUAGCUAUUUUCUUUUUUUCCUCACUCAUAUCGGAUUAGAAUCUGGGGUUACCUAAUCUAUGUUAAUCUGAACUAAAUCUAUCUAAUUGUGGUAGAAAACUACACUCCCCCUGUUCUGGUGCACCACCAGAGACGCUUUGCACAUCAGUGGGUCUUUUUGGACACCGUGCCGCCAAAAGGAGAUUAUCAACUGAUUCUCCAAGACUGAUCAUAAGGACAUUAAGAGAGUAUAUCUUCACCAAAUUCUCUUAAUAAGAGUGAAAGUUAGGCUAAUUGGAAUCUGGAGACCAAAUGUCGCAUUAAAACGCGCAGCAGCCGCUUUUCCAGAGAUUAAGAACAUUAUGCAUAUUUUUCAUGUUGCAACAUUUUCACGUUGCAACAACAUACAGCUUUAUGAUGGGGUUGAUAUGAUAUGUGAGAGAGUUCGGGCCGGGGUGUUCUAAACAUGUUCUGGGAGCAAUGUGCGCGCCAUCCAAUGGGAGCAUCUAUUCCACACCACAGCGUCAGCGCGUCAUCAGUUCACAUUUACGAAACGAGUUUUAUUAAAUGAGGACAUGUGAGGGGAUCUGAGAGUAAGAAAAGGAGAUUCGAGAUAGACUACAUGUUAGAAAUACUAGAGGCGAGCAAGACGUGUGAUAAAAUUAUUUAUCAAGUGGACAAGAACAGACUGAUGCUGGACUGUGCAAUGUCUGGAAGUGUGUCGCUUUUUAAAAAGACACAUGCGACCCGAUUUUUUAAAAAGUAUCAUUGCAAUUGAAUUCGGAAUCGUUUGUGUGUGUCUGUGAAUGGACUUGCAUUUGCCAGCCUAUUCCGUGAAGACUGGAAUAUUUAAUAAUUUACGAUAAUCACACAUCGUCGCUUGUCUGUGCUGUCUGCACAAUCCUGUUGAUUGAAAAUUAUUCUUGUCUAUGUUUUGUCGGAUUCUUUCGACGGCUCUCUUCAUCUCUAUUCUCGUUAUAUGAGGUAUCAUCUGUUGCUGCAGCCGGAUUAACUGACAUUGUCAUGCAUUUGGAUUGACUCUAGCUGCUGGAGAUGUAGGCAAUUCAUAAUUUCCACAAUUUAACAUGUUUUAUUUCAGGUAAAAUGGGAGAACGAUUAUUGUUACUAUUAUUGCUACUCUUAUCGUUACAUGCGGGUCGGUGAUAGCCUACUGCAGACGAGCCAUUCAAAAUCAUCCAUCUCCACAGCAGCCGGCUUCUCUGAGAUUUGAUCGUUACUUUAUUGAAUCAGACUGUAAUAUCACGUCACGAGACGGAUUUCGGCUUGAAGUAGGCCUAGUAUUGGAGACAAUACGGGAAUUGUGGAGGUAUUGUAUUUCUUUCUAACCCGGUUAUUCCUUCACAACAGGAUAAAUGUUGAUGAUGGAGGACGACGAAUUGGCUCAUCAGGUUGAUAUCGAUUCGGAUUUCGAGCCUCAAAGCCGGCCUCGCUCGUGCACUUGGCCACUGCCGUGUCCGGAGGAUUUUCCCGAAGUACAGGAGGUCAAUGGGGGUCUUCCACUGACCACCAUCAAGGUGGAACCAGAUGACAUUCUAGCCGUUUCAGCUUGCAGAGCGGGGAGAAUGGGUGGCACUCCGACGGAGCUGAAGCAUCCAGCAGUCGCCCCGGCUCCCAUCCGGGCGACGCACCCAUGCUUGGCCAGCGCGGCACUUGAUGUGACUGGACAAUUGCGCAAAGCCAAAUCCUCGCGGCGGAACGCAUGGGGUAACCAGUCGUACGCGGACCUUAUCACACGAGCCAUUGAAAGCACCCCUGAAAAAAGACUCACGCUUUCACAGGUCUAUGAUUGGAUGGUCCGCUAUGUUCCCUAUUUCAAGGAUAAGGGCGACAGUAAUAGUUCAGCUGGAUGGAAGAACUCCAUUCGACACAACCUGUCCCUCCACACGCGCUUCAUCCGGGUGCAGAACGAAGGCACGGGCAAGUCCUCCUGGUGGAUGCUCAAUCCUGAGGGGGGCAAGAUGGGCAAGGCCCCUCGCCGGCGAACCGUCUCCAUGGACAACAGCACCAAGUACCUGAAGAGCAAGGGCCGGGUCAGCCGCAAGAGGGUGGGCAGGCCAGGGAUUGGUUCUGGAGCUCAAGUGGGGCUCCAGGCUUCCCCUGAGCAGGGUAGCCCACCGGGGAAGGUUCUCCCAGGCAACAUAGGGGGAGCUGGGGGUGUGGAAGGAGAGUUUGAAGCCUGGACGGAGCUCCACUCCCGGGCUAGUUCGUCCACUUCGACCCUGAGCGGGCGUCUGUCGCCCAUCCUGGCCGAGGGCGAGCUGGAGGAGUCAGAGGAAGGUGGGCUGUCCUGUUCGGCCUCGCCCCACCUCUACCCCUCCCCCUCCUCCAGCGCCCGCUCCCCUGCCAUGGGGGCCGCGGGAGGCCACUGUCCACCCGUGGAGCAGCUGCCCCAGCUGGCUAAUCUCACAGGGGCUAUCAGCCUGGAGGAGAGGCUCCCGGAGGAAGGCUACCACCAUCAUCAUCCUCACCUGGCAGCGGGCCACAAACUCCCCCCGGUCUAUCAUUACAACCCUGGGGUUAAAGGUCAAGGGUCGUACUGCGGCGCGGUUUACAGCCAGGCUGGGAUGGGCAUGCUGCGCCACCACUCGCCCAUGCAGACCAUCCAGGAGAAUAAGCCGGCUAGCUUCUGCGGCACCUUGCGGGCCUACUCAGGGACCAACGCCCUGCAGAGCCUGCUGACAGGGGGCCCUGGAGGGCCACAGCAGUACUGUGCCAAGGACAUAAUACUGGGCCAGGAGAGAGAUGCCCACCCAAUGAUGGGGCCCUCCACGAACGGAGUGAGCUCCACCCGUCACAGCCACCAUCCCGGACACAACGGACAUGCAGCUCACAGCCACAACAGCCACAACGGAACUCAGAGUCAUAACCUCAACCCUGUGAACAACCACAACCACAGCUCUCCUCAUCUUGGCCACAACCUCAAUCAGAACCUCAGCAACCACACAACGCACACACCGACACGAGCCCCAGCCCUGGCCCCACGCAUCAGCAGUGGCCACCUCCAGGCCUACAGCCACAAAGCCCCCUAUCUUUACAGCCCCCCGUCCCACGCACACCUCCCCGCUUCCACCACCCUGCCACCCAACCCGGCCGGCAUGCUGGGGAUGCCCCAGGACUCCUGCCACCUGGCCACCGCCCCCCACCCCUCGCACCCCUGCCACAACACUUACCCCAGCCCCCAACACCAGGGAAUGGGCAGUGGACUGUACCACCACCAACGGGGCAUGGUGGGAGGCUGCACAGGAGGCAGCUACCAUGGUAGCUCGUACCAGCAGCCUCACCCCCACGAGAGACUACCAGCUGAUCUGGACCUGGAUAUCUUCCACGGGAGCCUGGACUGCGACGUGGAGUCCAUCCUCCUCCACGAUAUCAUGGACUCCGGAGAGGAAAUGGACUUUAACUUUGACAGCUCCCUGGCGCAGGGGUUGGGCAUGGGGGUGGGCAUGGGGAUGGGCAUGGGGAUGGGCAUGGGGAUGGGCAUGAGUGGACUGGCAGGCCCUCAGCAAGCCCACAACAACCAGAGCUGGGUGCCCGGCUGAGACAUUUCCCAGAGUGCUUCAGGGCAGGCCUCAGAAAAGACUCCACUACAGAGAGUGCUGCAGGCCAGCCCUCACUGCCCCUCAGAUAGACAGACUCUCCC